Molecule: messenger RNA, 567 nt
Organism: Sinocyclocheilus grahami
Lineage: Eukaryota; Metazoa; Chordata; Actinopteri; Cypriniformes; Cyprinidae
Product: UDP-xylose and UDP-N-acetylglucosamine transporter-like
Exons: 5
Coding region: 1-531 (176 amino acids)
Biological process (GO): UDP-N-acetylglucosamine transmembrane transport
Cellular component (GO): Golgi membrane; endoplasmic reticulum membrane
Molecular function (GO): UDP-N-acetylglucosamine transmembrane transporter activity; UDP-xylose transmembrane transporter activity
Source: RefSeq, a predicted model, not a curated record
AUGAGUACGUUAUUCGCGAUCGCUUUGGUGUUUGUUGGUUGCUGCAGUAAUGUUGUGUUUUUGGAACUUUUGGUUAGGGAUUUCCCAGGAUGUGGGAAUAUUGUCACAUUUGCCCAGUUUGCCUUUAUUGCACUGGAAGGGUUCAUCUUUGAGACAAACUUUGGACGCAAAAAGCCACACAUACCCCUCAGGAUUCCCAUCAUGUCAUCUCCAGUGGAAGUGCCUGUGAUUGGUCUGUCUGUGCCUGUCAUGUGGUUAUACCUUCUGAUGAACGUCAUCACCCAAUAUGUGUGCAUCCGCGGCGUGUUCAUCCUAACCACGGAGUGUGCAUCGCUCACGGUUACAUUAGUGGUGACGCUUCGCAAGUUUCUGAGUCUCAUUAUUUCCAUCCUGUACUUCCAUAAUCCCUUCACAGCCUGGCACUGGGUCGGCACGGCCGUGGUGUUCCUGGGAACGCUGCUCUACACGGAAGUGUGGUCCAGCGUUCGUGCGGCAGUGAAAGGAGAGAAAGCUGACAAGAAGGCAGAGUAAAUUAUGGAAGCCCGUUUCCAUAUUACACCACGGAAU